This is a messenger RNA of Ectocarpus siliculosus, 867 nucleotides long. The record is from the annotation of a GenBank genome assembly. NCBI's taxonomy places the organism in Eukaryota, Phaeophyceae, Ectocarpales, Ectocarpaceae.
AUGCAACGGAGGAAGGCAGUGGAAAGCAAAGCAUCCAAGAUCAGCGAGAAGGACUACUUCAUCCGCGCGGUGGAGUUCAAGGUGUGGCUCUGCCACAAGAAGAAGAAGUUCUUCGAGGACCUCACCUCAGACGAGUCGCACGAGCUCUUCGACAAGUUCAUCAAGGACUGGAACAGGGGAAAGCUCGACCCCCACUUCUACGAGGGUCGCCUCCCCGACGAGCUGAUUGCCCGGACAAAGAAAACGCAGCACAAAUGGGGGUUCGUGAAUAGGUUGAGCGACCGGGAUCAGAUGCAGCUGGAGCUGGCCAAUGACUCAGUCCACUCCAGCACGGAGAAGGUCAAAGGGGCCACCAGCAACGUCCCCGUGCUACCGGUCGGGUCGGCCGCAACAGCUCCGGGGGUGGUGGUCGGGAAGCAGGCCGACGGCCGCGGCGGAGACGGGGACGGUAGAGGCGGCGGGAGCGGGAGCGGGAGCGGGCGCAGGACGGAGGCGAAGCGGCAGCGGCGGCAAGAGCGGGAGAAGCACGCGGUCGUCCUCGACGAGAUCGCUCCGAAGGAGACGGGACGACAAGCGUUGUUGGACAAGCGCCGCGUGGUCGGCGCAAGAACGCACGCUGCGGCGAAGGAGAGGGAGGACGCCGCGGACGGUUUGGACAUGAAGGAGUCGGACACCAUGGGCGGGUCGGACAGCUUCCGCGAGACCCUCGCGCGAGCCCAGCACGGGAAGCAUCGGCGACAGAUGGCAAAGACGGAGCACCUGCAGGGACUAGCCGCGAAAGAAGAGGAGAAACGCGCAGCUUUCAUGGCGCAGAUGGGCCUCAAAGCGGGCCAGAAAAUUACGAUUCAGCCCCGCAGAGACGGGUGA